Messenger RNA from Macrobrachium nipponense, 735 nucleotides. RefSeq lists its product as uncharacterized. Bases 1 to 735 code for a protein of 244 amino acids. Lineage: Eukaryota; Metazoa; Arthropoda; Malacostraca; Decapoda; Palaemonidae. The record is from RefSeq and is a predicted model, not a curated record. The transcript is spliced from 4 exons.
AUGGAGAUGGAAGACCCAGGUCUACUUGGAGUUGGAAGAACCAGGUCUACUUGGAGUUGGAAGAACCAGGUCUACAUGGAGUCAGAAGAACCUAGUCUACAUGGAGUUGGAAGAACCAGGUCUACAUGGAGUUGGAAGACCCAGGUUUACUUGGAGUUGAUAGAACCAGGUCUAGUUGGAGUUGGAAGAACCAGGUCUGCAUGGAGUUGGAAGACCCAGGUCUACUUGGAGUCGGAAGAACCAGGUCUACUUGGAGUUGGAAGAACCAGGUCUACUUGGAGUGGAAGAACCAGGUCUACUUGGAGUUGGAAGUCCCAGGGAACAAAGAAGAAGAAGAAGAAGAAGAAGAAGAAGAAGAAGAAGAAGAAGAAGAGGAAGAAGAAGAAGAAGAAGAAGAAGAAGAAGAAGAAGAAGAAGAAGAAGAAGAAGAACAGCAAUGGAAAAGGAACGAAGAAGAAGAAGAAGAAGAAGAAGAAGAAGAAGAAGAAGAAGAAGAAGAAGAAGAAGAAGAAGAAGAAUAGCAAUGGAAAAGUUCUAUUUCAGCACACCGACAUCAAAGAAAAACCUUUAGUGGUUUACAGAAUAGAAACGUUGUUAAGUCUGGAGGUGCUAAAGAUUCUCACGCCCGUCUGCACAGGGAACGAAGAAGAAGAAGAUGAGGAAGAAGAAGAAGACGAAGAAGAAGAAGAAGAAGAAGAAGAAGAAGAAGAAGAAGAAGAAGAAGAAGAAGAAUAG